Molecule: messenger RNA, 850 nt
Organism: Amphimedon queenslandica
Lineage: Eukaryota; Metazoa; Porifera; Demospongiae; Haplosclerida; Niphatidae
Product: COMM domain-containing protein 2-like
Exons: 5
Coding region: 425-742 (105 amino acids)
Source: RefSeq, a predicted model, not a curated record
AUUACAGGGUAAAUUGACAGGAAGGGAGAGGGUCCAGUUAUUAUUAGAUGAUUCAUUCAUCAAAUACGAUUCAUUCGUUGAACACCUUAGCACUGAAUACUCCUAAAAAUAAGUGAUUGUGAUCUCACUGCUCUUAAUCUCAUCAUCCCUCCUUCAUCUGACACUCCUUAUGCCAUGUCUUGCAUCAUCAAAGCUGUGGUAGACAAGGAAGAGGUCUUCUAAAUAAUGCCCGACUGUGCUAUGAAUAUACAUGUACAUGUGCACAUGUAGUAGUUGGAUUUGCCAGGUAGAAUGGACAGACAGUGGGUGUGGUUGGUAAUCAGCCCAAUCAAAAAGCAGGUUGUUUAGAUAUUAAUUUAUCAGUUAAAAGUGCUCGGUUUGUUAGGUUCUUUGAUCCUUCUUGUAUUCCACUGACAACCUUUUGAUGUACCAGGAUUUCUACCAGCUAUAUGAGGAGAACAGUUCUGAGAUAAGGUCCCUCCUAAUGAGUAUGUCCCUUGAUCUUCCUCACUACACUGACCUGGAGUGGAGACUGGAGGCACAACUGAGCUCUAGAUCACUGGAACGACAAGUACAACCAUCAAUACUACUGAGACUACAUACUGAGGAGGAAGGUGUUCCUAGUGUUUAUACGAUAGAGACUGAUCCUGUUAAUCUCAUUCAUUUGACUAACAGUCUUGAGACAGCACUAGCUGAAAUAAAGAGUCAACAUUGCAGACGAUUAAUGAGGGGCAUUAAAUAGAAAAGUAGCAACAUUUUAGUCGGGUGUUUUUGUUUGUAUAGAACUAUAAUAAAGUGUGUAUGUGCUUGUUGUGUUUGAACUAUUAAUGUGGCUAAACAUUCAACUGUA